This is a messenger RNA of Apaloderma vittatum (bar-tailed trogon), 2190 nucleotides long. RefSeq names its product villin-1-like. Lineage: Eukaryota; Metazoa; Chordata; Aves; Trogoniformes; Trogonidae. The annotation marks the transcript as partial. Gene Ontology annotation, biological process: barbed-end actin filament capping; actin filament severing; regulation of lamellipodium morphogenesis. Gene Ontology annotation, molecular function: actin filament binding; phosphatidylinositol-4,5-bisphosphate binding. The transcript has 17 exons. Gene Ontology annotation, cellular component: lamellipodium; cytoplasm; actin cytoskeleton. The record is from RefSeq and is a predicted model, not a curated record.
AUGGCGGAGCUCAGCACCAAAGUCAUCAGGACGCUCAACAAGACCACGCCGGGCAUCCAGAUAUGGCGAAUCGAGAACAUGGAGAUGGUGCCAGUGCCCACCAAAAGCUACGGCAGCUUCUACGAAGGGGAUUGCUACGUCCUGCUGUCGGUAGGGCAGCCUCUGGUCUUCUAUAAGAAGGGUGGAGUGGCCUCAGGCAUGAAGCAUGUGGAGACAAACACCUACAACAUCCAGCGCCUGCUGCAUGUGAAGGGCAAGAAGAACGUGAUAGCAGCAGAGGUGGAGGUGAGCUGGAAAAGCUUCAACAGGGGGGAUGUGUUCCUGCUGGACCUUGGCCAGCUCAUCGUCCAGUGGAACGGCCCUGAGAGCAACCGAAAUGAGAGGCUGAAGGCGAUGACCCUGGCCAAGGACAUUCGAGACCGGGAGCGCGGUGGCCGUGCCAAGGUGGGCGUAGUGGACGGUGAGGAUGAGGAUGCCUCGCCGGGGCUCAUGCAGGUCCUCACGCACGUGCUGGGCGAGAAGAGGGAAAUCAAGGCAGCCACCCCUGAUGACAAAGUGGACCAGAAGCUCAAUUCUGCCCUCAAGCUGUACCACGUCUCCAAUGCCAGCGGGAAUCUGAUCAUGCAGGAGGUGGGGAUUCGACCCCUGACUCAAGACAUGCUCCUGCAUGAGGACUGCUACAUCCUUGAUCAAGCAGGUCUCAAGAUCUUCGUGUGGAAGGGCAAGAAUGCCAACAAGGAGGAGAAGCAGCAGGCGAUGAGCAGGGCGCUGGGCUUUAUCAAAGCCAAGAACUACCCAGAAAGCACCAGCGUGGAGACAGAGAAUGAUGGGUCCGAGUCAACUGUCUUCAGGCAGCUCUUCCAAAAAUGGACUGUCCCCAGUCAGACCAGCGGCUUGGGCAAGACCCACACUGUGGGCAGAGUGGCCAAGGUGGAGCAGGUGAAGUUCGAUGCCACCACGCUGCACGCCACGCCCCAGGUGGCCGCCCAGCAGAAGAUGGUGGAUGAUGGAUCCGGGGAAGUGGAGGUCUGGCGUGUGGAGAACGGGGAGCUGGCACCUGUGGACAAGAGGUGGCUGGGCCAUUUUUACGGCGGGGACUGCUACCUGGUGCUCUACACCUAUUACGUGGGGCCCAAGGUGAACCGCAUCAUCUACAUCUGGCAGGGCCGCCAAGCCACCCCAGACGAGCUGGCCGCCUCCGCCUACCAAGCUGUCUUCCUGGACCAGAAGUAUAACAACGAGCCCGUGCAGGUUCGCGUCACCAUGGGCAAGGAGCCGGCCCACCUGAUGGCCAUCUUCAAGGGCAAGAUGGUGGUGUAUGCGGGUGGCACCUCCCGGGAGGGCAGCAAGGAGCCCACCCCUUCCACCCGCCUCUUCCACGUGCAUGGCACCAACGAGUACAACACCAAGGCCUUCGAGGUGCCCGUCCGCGCCUCCUCCCUCAACUCCAAUGACGUCUUUGUGCUCAAGACCCCCAGUUGCUGCUACCUCUGGUAUGGGAAGGGCUGCAGUGGGGACGAACGGGAGAUGGGCAAGACGGUGGCUGACAUCAUCUCCAAGACAGAGAAGCUAGCGGUCGCAGAGGGACAGGAGCCAUCUGAGUUCUGGCUGGCCCUGGGGGGCAAGUCCCAGUAUGCCAACAGCAAGAGGCUCCAGGAGGAGAAUCCCUCUGUGUCCCCCCGACUCUUUGAGUGCUCCAACAAGACAGGAACCUUCUUGGCCACUGAGAUCAUAGACUUCACCCAGGAUGACUUGGAGGAGGAUGAUGUUUACUUGCUGGACACCUGGGACCAGGUUUUCUUCUGGAUUGGGAAAGGUGCCAACGAGUCAGAGAAGGAGGCGGCAGCAGUGAUGGCACAGGAGUACCUGCGGAGCCACCCCAGCGGGCGUGACCUCGACACUCCCAUCAUCGUGGUGAAGCAGGGCUAUGAGCCUCCCACCUUCACCGGCUGGUUCCUGGCCUGGGACCCUCUUAACUGGGCCGACAAGAAGUCCUACGAGGAGCUGAAGGCCGAGCUGGGGGAUGACAGCAGCAUUGGGGAGCUCACCUCAGUGCUCACAUCCACACAAGAGGUCUUCACUGCCACCACCACCCUCCUCCCCGACAAAUUCGAGACCUUCCCACUUGAUGUGCUGGUGAAUACCUCGGCCGAGGACCUGCCGCGGGGCGUGGAUCCCAGCAGGAAGGAG